AUGGCCAGUCGUCAUUCAAGAUUAGAAGCCGAAAGAUUGGCUAUCAUACAAAAGUCCAUGAGUAGAGGAAGAUCCAAAUCUCCAAAUAGAAGUAGAUCGAGUUCAGUUGACGAAGAAUUGAAAUGGUCAAUUAUCAAUCACGAUCCAUCUGAAAGAUUAGAUAAUGGUAAUAAUGAACAAAUUGAUUAUGAAGGAAGUGAAGAGGAAAAUAUUAGUGAUGAUGCCGAUAAUGAAAAAUUCCAAUAUGAUGAUACGGGGAAUAUUUUACCCAAUUAUGCCUGUCAUGAUGAAAAGAUUAAUGAAAUUCUGGAGAUAUUAGAAAAUUCCAAUUUAAACGAUAGUUCUACCAUUAAAAAAUUAGAAGAAUUGACAGCUAGUGAAAGGGCAUUGGCUAAUGCGAAAAAAGCUGGUAAACCUAUUGAUGAAUCAUUAUUACAGAAAUUACAGGAUGAAAAAUCAUCAUUCUUCGCCAAUGAAAAACUUGAUUUAUCAAAAUCUGAUCAAGAUUUCCAAAGUAGAAAGCAAAAAUUAGAAGAUUAUGCAACUUAUAGGAAAAAAAUCAUCGAUCAAGAGAAUGAAAAGUUCAAAGAAAGGUCAGAUAAUGAUCAUGAUCAUGAUUUUAUGAUUCCUUAUACGAGUGCAGUUGAAGAUAAAUUAGAUAGUGAAUUUGCUUUCCAUUUGAAUGAAACAAUUGUUGAAGGAGAAAUCGAUUCCAAUAAAACACAAUCCAGAGUGAUUCAAACCAUCACCAGAGGGAACUUUUUCCAAUUAAUUGACCCCAAAGUUAAACCUAAAAUGUUUUUACUUUGUAUGGAUUUCUCUCCUGAAUCAAUUUUUGCCUUAGAAUGGGGUUUAGGUACUGUUUUGGUUGAUGGGGCAGUGUUAUUUAUUAUUUAUGUUAUUGAAGAAAAUGAUACGAACCAUAAUAUCAAGGCUAAUACUAUGAAUGAGUCCGCUAGAGAACAACAUAGAUUGAACAUGUUAAAUAAAGCCAAACAACAGGUUUUAAAUUUGAUCAAAUUGACCAAAUUACAAAUUCAUGUAGUGAUUGAAAUAAUCCAUCAUCCAAUCCCUAGACAUUUGAUAUUAGAAAUUAUCGAUAAUCUACAACCAACAUUGGUAAUUGUUGGAUCUAAAGGUCAAAGUGCCAUUAAAGGUGUUUUGUUAGGUUCAUUAUCUAAUUAUUUAGUUACAAAACUGUCAGUACCGGUAAUGGUAGUAAGAGAGAAAUUAAAGAAGAUUAAUCGUUUCAAAAAUGGUUCUUCGGUGUUUUCUAAUAAUAUUAAACCUUUGACUUUAUCUGAAGCCAGAGUUGAUUAG
Messenger RNA from Yamadazyma jaroonii, 1320 nucleotides. The record is from the annotation of a GenBank genome assembly. NCBI's taxonomy places the organism in Eukaryota, Fungi, Ascomycota, Pichiomycetes, Serinales, Debaryomycetaceae.